AGAGUUCUUGGGAACAUUUCCUCACUUGAAAGAGCUGAACCUGGCAUACAACAAUUUCACUGGACCCUUACCGGCAUCAUUGGCAAGCAAUAGAAAAAUAAAGCUAACUAUAACAGGAAACAACAUCCAUGAAGACAACCCAAGUCCGCCAUCGACAGAUGCUGGAAGAAAUAUAAAGCGGGUCAUUGUUGGAGUAUCAGUUGGCUUGCUUGUCUUACUUCUGAUGCUAGUUGGUUGUGUCGUCUAUGCAUUCUUCCGAAUUCAACGUCCCAAGCCAUCACCAGCUAAUGUUGUGAUCAAGAAUAAUGUUGAGAAUCCUGUGGAGCAACAAUUUGGUUUUAUUCAGCUAAUGCCUAACCAUGCAUUCACCUAUGAAGAGAUUUUGAAGAUCACACAUAACUUUGAAACCCAUAUUGGUGAGGGAGGAUCAGGUUCAGUUUACUAUGGCCUCCUUAAUAAUGGCAAUGAAGUUGCAGUCAAAGUAUUGAAAGAUUGGCGCCAAAGAGGAUCUAAAGAAUUUGUUGCAGAGGUCAAGUUGUUAGUGACAGUGCAUCACAAAAACCUCGUCUCAUUUGUUGGAUAUUGCGAUGAAGGCAUGAAUAUGAUCGUGCUCUAUGAGUAUAUGCAUAAUGGAAGUUUGAGAGACCUCUUAUCAGGCAAGAAAGCCACAACCGAACCCUUAACAUGGAAGAGACGGCUGCAAAUUGCUUUGGAUGUUGCAGCAGGUUUGGAGUAUUUACACUCAGGUUGCAAACCAGCUAUCAUUCAUAGAGAUGUAAAGACCACAAACAUCCUUCUCAACGAACAACUUGAAGCCAAGCUGGCAGAUUUUGGGAUUUCUAGGGUUGAUGGCAAGACUCAAACAUCAACAGUGAUUGCUGGCACCCCUGGAUAUAUUGAUCCUGAGUAUUCUGAAACAAGCAUUCUCACCAAAAAGAGUGAUGUUUAUAGCUUCGGUGUAGUGCUUUUUGAGCUUAUAUGCGGCCAUCCAGUUAGAUUCGGCACCCCUGAGCAGUACUUUUAUAUUGUUCAAUGGGCAACAUUAAAUAUUAUGAGUGGUGAAAUAGAUAGCAUUAUUGACCCAAGGAUUAAAGGGGCACACCAAAUGAAUUCUGUGUGGAAGGUUGCAGAGGUAGCAAUUGCAUGUACUGCACGGAGUUCUGCAGAGAGGCCACACAUGUAUAAUAUUCUAAAUGAUUUGAAACAGGCGAUGGAGAUAGAGAUGGACGCUGAUUCUCAAGAGCUAGAAGUUUCUGCUAUAGAGGUUGUGACUACUUCAGAGUCUUCAACUGAAGCAUCUCGCCUUGUGUCCGAUUCACCCAGGACACCCAUUAGAAGGUCAGAAGCUUAAAUUCACAUCAGCAUCAUAGCUGACAAAUCAAGCUUCAAUGACACAUUAGCUGAUCUUUUGCUGCUUCACAUUCGAAUCACUUAAAACAGUUAUGGAUAGUGAUGAUGAAUAAGCAUUACAUGACUGGUUUUAUAUUUGAACUUUCA
Messenger RNA from Nymphaea colorata (pocket water lily), 1497 nucleotides. Its product is annotated as receptor-like protein kinase At3g21340. The transcript has 8 exons. Gene Ontology annotation, molecular function: ATP binding; protein kinase activity. The coding region runs from base 224 to 1351 and encodes 375 amino acids. Gene Ontology annotation, biological process: protein phosphorylation. The record is from RefSeq and is a predicted model, not a curated record. NCBI's taxonomy places the organism in Eukaryota, Viridiplantae, Streptophyta, Magnoliopsida, Nymphaeales, Nymphaeaceae.